GUGCAAGUGUUGAAAGAAAGUAUAUUCACAAGAAAACCAAAAAUGCAUUCUCAAAGUACAUUUUUAAUAGCGCCUACUUUGAUUCUUUUACUGAUGGCUGGUCAAAUUUCAAUUUCUGGAGAAAACAAUGUAGAAGAAACGAAUAUCAAGCCACUAAGGUUUGAAGAUAAUAUCUGUUCGCUUUACGAUAAUUUAUCAGUAAUUGAUUCUCUGUUUUUCAAAAAACAGUACAAGCCAUUGGUAAUAAUUAUAGCAGAUAAAUUGAGUAUUGGUGUAAACAGAGUUAGAAAUUUUAGUGACAGCAAAAGAAUUUUAAAUGAUGAAAAUAUCAGGCACUGGCCUCAUCACAAUCAGUUACAUCAAACUAUAUUGAGAAAUAUCUUUCUAUUCCAAGCCAACAACAUAUAUUAUUUUAUCUAUCCAUUAAAAUUUCAACUCUAUUUUUUGACCAUAUAUUUCCAAAAGCAGCUAUUAAAUGACAAUUCAGACAUUUCCUUUGAUUUUGUUAAUGCAAAGAAAGAGUUUCCUUUCUUUGAAAAUAUUUUAAUGCCACUGCAAUCAAGCUGCACCAAUUGCACUCUUGUAAAAUAUAUAAAUGAAAAACUGCAAAAAGGAGAAAUCUUCUCAGAACUAUUCGAGUUACGUAAACAAUUGUUUAAAAGAAAAGCGAAAAAAAACUUAUCCUUUAAGACAUUGAAUAAUUAUGACAUUUGCACUUCAAUGGGAUUUAACUUAAAUUCUCAAAACACGAGUUCUUUCAUGCACUUCAACUCAUUACUAAAACAAAUUCAAAGCAAUAGCGACAGUUUAGAAAAAAGUAAAAAAAUAAGUACUGUAGAAGGAAGCCUAACUUGCUUUCAGUCUAGAAAUUUGGAAGCGCCAGAAUAUCUACUGAUUUUCCCAAUUGCUAAAAAUUUAAAAGUAGUUAUAGUUUUUAUUGAUUAUUUAAAUUGGAUCAAUAACACUAUAUCUUCAUUGAAAAACAAUGAUAUUUUAUUUGGCGGUCUUUGUGAGAAUGAACACAAAAUAGAUAUAUUUAAAUUAUUUUGUUUUAUGAAAGAAAUAUCAGAUGUUACAUCUCACAACAUAACAGAGUGGAUAGAAGUCUUAAAAGAACAUUUUGCAAAAUCAUUGAAUGACAAAUUAGAUUGGUUUAAUAGAGUGAAAUUUUUGUAUAAUAACGAAUAUUCGUUAAGAGACGAUUUAAUUUUUUCUUCACGUGAUGAUUUUGAACGGGAAAUACAAAAUGAAAGCGAACAUUGGCAUAAUGUAAUGCAAUUAUCCUAUUUAGUUGUUAAGAAUUCUCUGCUUGUAUAUUCUAAUUACGACUAUAGAGCUAAGUAUAAUACAAUCUGUACUGUUUACGAACAUUGGAAAACAAUCGAUGAUCUACUCUUUGAGGUGGAAUUCAAGAGAUUAGUGAUAAUCGUGGUAGAUGACAUGAAACAAGGGAUCAAAAUUGCUAAUCAAAUAAGAGCUAGCAGAGUAGAACCGAAAGUAAAACGAGAAGAUCUUCAUUAUUCAGAACAGUUUUUGUACGAUUUCAUAAUGAAACAUAUUUAUUUGGUUCAAUCCAAUGAUACUCAUUAUUAUGUCUACCCAACGAACGACGACAGACAAGAAAACCCACUGAUUGGCUAUUUCGAAUACAAAAUGAUUAAAAAUUAUUCAAAUGUUUUUUUUUAUUUUGUAAACUCUAGGAAUUAUUUUUCUCGUAAUGAAUCAAGUUGUUUUGAUGACUAUGAUUCGUUAAUUCAUGCGCUACUCGAUUAUCGUGACAUUUCCUCAGGAAACAUACAGACGCGCUUUAUAAAUCCCUCACAUUUAAUUAAAGUUCAUCAAGAUUUUUUUAUCCGCUUUCCAGAAUAUUUUCCUAUAUAUGCUUCCGUUUACAAUGAUUUUACAGAAUUUGUGAAUAAUUACGAUCAACAUUAUAGAAGCCAUGGUAACAUUACAUACUUUCAGGAAUUUCGUAACUUUUUGAAACAACUAAAAAUUCCUUUUUACCUAUUAAAUGAUUUAUUUAAAGGUUUGCCGUGCUCAUCGUCGCAGAAAUUAAAUAAUAUAACCGAUAUUGAUUUUCGUAUGACUCAAUUUAGUGAUGUUCUUGAUUUUCAUGAAUUAGUAAAGUUUGCUUAUAGAAAAAUAAUGACAAUAAAUAACAGAGACGAUACUAAUUUAGAAUCUCUUUGUAGUAAUAAAGAAAUUUUUAAAUUUCUUAAAUUCGUUUGCUUUUUAAAAAUAAAUUAUAUUGAAGGCAUGCUUAAAGUUAUUCAUCAGGUACCAUAUGUAAGUAGCUAUAUAACAAGUACUGUUGAAAAUGAGAAAAAUGCUAUUACUAAUUAUUUGUUGAAAUCAAAACUUUUGAUAGAGAAAUUACUAUCAAUAAAUUAUAUUGAUUAUGAGUAUAAUGAAACUCGAAUGUUUGAAGAAUCAGAUGCUUUUUACUCUCAAAUACCAAAAAUUACCUUAAAUGGUGCUGAUUUGUUUAACAAAAUCUAUUCGAUUGUUAGAAAUGAUACAAUUUUUUCGCAAUGUAAGAAGUUAGGAUUUCUUGAUACUAAAGAAAUUACCCCAAAUGUUAAUAAUACGUCAACAGAAAACUAUUUAGAAUUAAGUAAAAAUAAAACUACCUCUAAACUUCAAGAAGAAAUUCUUUAUAAAGCACAAAGAAAAAAAUUGUGUCUUGUACCCAGUUAACAUGUAAGCUUUGUAAAUUUGUUGCAAGUAGUUAAAUGUCCUCCCAGCUCAACAGAAUGUAUUGUAAUAAUAAUAAAUGAUAAAUAAUAAAUAUAGUUUUGUGUAAAGUAAUCAUUAUAUUUAAAGAAUGGGUAUUAAAAAAUAGUCGUUAAAAGAUCUUAAAAAUUAAAAAAUAAGAAAUGAAAAAUAAAUUUUUUUAUGAAAUAUUUUUGAAGAAUUUUAGUAUGUUUGCUACAAGUUUGUACCAAGAUUGCAUCAAGUUUGUAGCAAUCAUUCAGCAACCUAUUAAUAGAUAGUUACCCAAAUAUUUUUCAAAGAAUAUCAAAUUCAGACAAAAAAGAAAGGAAAUAAAUCAUGGCAAUAAUUUUGAUGCUAUAUAAUUGUCUCAAUUAGAGAAUUUUAAAAAAUAUUUGUCAAAGAAAAUCUAUUUAUCUUUAAAAGAAAAUACAAUUUUUUUUGAAAUUUAAUAAAUCGUCAAUUUUUGUAAUGCGCAAAACCAGUUUAAAAGAUAAAAAGUAAAAAUGUGAUAAACUUAAAGUUGUUAAAAAAAUUGAUUAUAUUUUAUGAUUUUUUACGUAUGUAAACAUGCAUUUUUCGAUUUCAAUGCUAUAUCAGUGCAAGUGUUGAAAGAAAGUAUAUUCAUGAAAAAACCAAAAAUGCAUUCUCAAAGUACAUUUUCGAUAACGCUUACUUUGAUUUUUUUAUUGAUGGCUGGACAAAUUUCAAUUCAUGGAGAAAGAAAUGUAA
Messenger RNA from Leptopilina heterotoma, 3447 nucleotides. RefSeq lists its product as uncharacterized. The transcript has 4 exons. Lineage: Eukaryota; Metazoa; Arthropoda; Insecta; Hymenoptera; Figitidae. The coding region runs from base 43 to 2700 and encodes 885 amino acids. The record is from RefSeq and is a predicted model, not a curated record.